AUGGACGGUUGUGGAGAGAUAUCGAGCAAGUUAAAAGAUUCCGUCACGGUCACUUGCGUAGUCAAGUUGGAUUCCGUCAUGACUCAUGAGAACUACCUCAGUCCCACCAUCGUGCCACCGCAGCUACCUAGCUCAUUCCCACAGCCAACACCACUUCUUCUAUCUUGCACCGUCUUGCCACCGCUACCACCGCAACUACCUCUAUCCCACCGCCACCACCUCUAUCUUGCACCGUCUUUGCCACCGCAGCAGCUACCUCAUUCCCACAGCCACAACCACUUCUAUCUUGCACAGUCUUACCACCGCUACUACCGCAACCACCUCUAUCCCACCGCCACUACCGCAGGUCCGCAACUACCCCUCUCUCUUUCACCGUCAUUCAUCUCGCCACGUCACACCACCGCGUCCAUAGAAGGAUAUUGGUACCAAUAUGUUUCGAACCCUAAUGGGAGGAGAACAACUCGUGAGGAAACUCAACCACUUUGA
Microthlaspi erraticum is the source of this 486-nucleotide messenger RNA. NCBI's taxonomy places the organism in Eukaryota, Viridiplantae, Streptophyta, Magnoliopsida, Brassicales, Brassicaceae. The record is from the annotation of a GenBank genome assembly.